Molecule: messenger RNA, 405 nt
Organism: Talaromyces rugulosus
Lineage: Eukaryota; Fungi; Ascomycota; Eurotiomycetes; Eurotiales; Trichocomaceae
Exons: 3
Coding region: 1-405 (134 amino acids)
Biological process (GO): transmembrane transport; carbohydrate transport
Cellular component (GO): membrane
Molecular function (GO): carbohydrate:proton symporter activity
Source: RefSeq, a predicted model, not a curated record
AUGUUUUUAUUCCAAGGAUUCUACUCUAUUGCGUGGACACCGUUACUCUAUCUGUAUCCUCCAGAGAUAAUGAAUUAUCCAAUUAGAGCCAACGGCCUCGCACUGUCGACCCUUGUGUUUAAUGCUCUUGCUCUACUUUUGGUAUUUAUUAUGCCGAUCGGUAUUGGCAACAUUGGAUGGAAAAUGUACAUGAUUAAUGGAGGUUGGGAUUGUUGCACGUUUAUAAUCAUAGCUGUAUUCUGGGUCGAGACCAAAGGUAAGAGUCUGGAGGAAAUCGACGCUAUUUUUGGAGAGAAACAUUCUACUAUUAAUAAUGUGGAGGAAGUACGCAUGGGUAGGGAAAAUGUGGAUGUCGACCAAGUAGAUCAACAAUUGCAACAGGAGCUUGGAGGUAUGAAAGAGUAG